AUGUCAGCCAACGACGGCUUCGGAUUGCCGUCGGCGUCGGCCUCGACGUUGGCGACGGCAGUCGCCCUCGGCAACUCUCUCAAAAACCACGACCACAGCGGGAGUAGCAGCAGCAGCAGCAACAGCAGCAGCAGCAGUAGCAACAGCAAUAGCAACAGCAGCAGUAGUCAAAACCACAGCAAGAGCGGUCACGACGAGAGGAGACCCUCCGCACUCGCCACCGCAGUAGCCCAACUCCCCGCUCGGCGACCGCGGCACCAGGUCACGCGCUCCAUCACCGAGUUCUCGCCGCCGCUCAGGAUGCAUCGACACCGGCACAGCCAUCACCACCACCCGACGCAGCACGCGCUGCACCUCAACGCGCAGAGCCGCCGGGACAGGGACAGGUUGCUGCUGCUGGACGAGAGGGCCCCGGGCCCCGGCGCAGGCGGGCGGAGCUCGCUUGACAUGCCGAGGUCGGAGCAUGUGACGCCCAGCAGGACCCCGGAUUCGAGCCGGAGGACCAGCGCGCUCGUAGGGCCGAUGAUUGGAGGCGGGGAGAACCCAGCCCUGACCGCGUCGCCCAGGAGGACGAGAAAGGUCGACAAGGCAGCCGUGCUAUUGGAGGAGAAGAACCGGACGGCAAGCCGGGUCACGGGCCUGAAGAACUCACUGGUCGAGCUCAGCGGUUUCUCGACGGCAACGACGCGGCGGCUCGACGAAACAUACUACUCAGUGCUGGAGAAGAAGAGCAUGCUGCAGAGCACCGUCGCAGCGAUUCAGGAGCUGGCGGUGGCCUCGCGGCAGCUGACGGGCGAGUUCGAGGAGCAGGCUGAGCAGAUGGCGCGCGACGUGGCGGCGCAGCUCGACCAGUUUGGGCAGUUCGGCGAGCAGGAGGCGCGGAUCGCGUCUCUGCAGGGCCGUGUCGAGACGGGGCGGGCGCGGAUCCAGGGGCUGAGCGGACGCGUCGACGCCGUGAGGCGGCGCAUCGAGGGAUGGGAGAACGCAGAUCGCGAGUGGCAGGAGAAGACGCGCAAGAGGCUGCGAACUAUAUGGAUCGUCAUGUCGGUCGUGUUCGCCGUGCUCAUCGUGCUGUUCGUCGGGGCGCACUACCUCGGCGGUGACAGCGGCGCCGAGAUCGGGGGCGGGACGGGCCUCAAGGGGCUCGAGAGGGGGGUCAACAGGAGCGCCGGGGCAGGGGGAGGACCUCUGCCGCCGCUGUGGGAGGACCGGAACGAGAGGGAGGAGGAGGACCGGCUGAGGGUGUUUGACGAGCUGUGA
This is a messenger RNA of Colletotrichum navitas, 1260 nucleotides long. RefSeq lists its product as uncharacterized. The record is from RefSeq and is a predicted model, not a curated record. NCBI's taxonomy places the organism in Eukaryota, Fungi, Ascomycota, Sordariomycetes, Glomerellales, Glomerellaceae. Bases 1 to 1260 code for a protein of 419 amino acids. The transcript is spliced from 2 exons.